Messenger RNA from Ziziphus jujuba (common jujube), 4424 nucleotides. Its product is annotated as ARF guanine-nucleotide exchange factor GNL2. The record is from RefSeq and is a predicted model, not a curated record. Gene Ontology annotation, molecular function: guanyl-nucleotide exchange factor activity. The transcript has 2 exons. The coding region runs from base 167 to 4303 and encodes 1378 amino acids. Gene Ontology annotation, biological process: regulation of ARF protein signal transduction. NCBI's taxonomy places the organism in Eukaryota, Viridiplantae, Streptophyta, Magnoliopsida, Rosales, Rhamnaceae.
UUUGAAGCAAAAACCAGCCUAAUGUAACACUAUUCUAACACCGAAAAUUCAUUUCCCAACCAAUAAAAUAGCAGAUGUUCCUGCCCACAACCAAAGCAUUUCUGAACAACCGUUACCAACCGUUUUUUGAAAUUUCUUCAAACGGUCGGCUUGUCUGUACUACAAAAUGGAGAAAGCACGUGAUCUAAAGCAAGAAAACGACAGAGAAAUGACGAAAUCGAAAAGGAGGGAGCUGGGAAUCUCUUGCAUGUUGAACGCGGAAGUGGGUUCCGUCCUCGCUGUGAUCCGUCGUCAACCGGAUGCCAACUCUCUCUAUGUCACAGCCGAGCAGGACAACUUCGACUCCGCACUUCUACAGUCUCUGAAAUCGCUUCGCGCUCUUAUUUUUAACCCCCAACAAGAAUGGCGAGGCAUGGACCCCUCUGUUUACCUCUCUCCGUUCCUCGACGUCAUUCAAAGCGACGACGUACCAGCAAUCGCCACCGGCGUCUCCCUCUCUGCCCUCUUGAAGAUUCUCAAGCUGGGGGUCUUCGACGAGAAGACUCCUGGAGCCAAAGACGCAAUCAACUCCGUCGUGACAGCCAUAACCAGUUGCCGGUUAGAGAAAACCGACCCGGUGUCCGAAGAUGCAGUGAUGCUGAAGAUCUUGCAGGUUCUAAUUGGGACAAUGUGCCACCCGGCUUCGGUUUGGCUCACUGACCAAGCGGCUUGCACUCUUAUCAACACGUGCUUUCAGGUGGUUCAGCAAUCGGCGAGCCGUGGGGAUUUGCUUCAGCGAAGCGCCAGGUACACAAUGCAUGAGCUUGUCCAGGUGAUGUUUUCGCGUUUAGCAGAAGUCGAGGAAGCGUCGGAGUCUGAUACCGAAGAUGCUGAUAUUGGUGGGGAUUUGGAUUCUGGCUAUGGGGUUCGAUCAGCGGUUGAUAUAUUUCACUUCUUGUGUUCUCUGCUAAACGUUGUGGAAUUGGUCGAGGGAGAUGGGUCUCCAUUGAGGAAUGCUGAUGAAGAUAUCCAGCUUUUCGCACUGGUUUUGAUCAAUUCCGCAGUGGAGUUGAGCGGGGAUGAAAUCGGAAAGCACCCGAAGCUACUGAGGAUGGUACAGGAUGAUUUGUUUCACCAUUUGAUCCACUAUGGGGUGUGUUCGAGCCCGCUUGUUUUGUCCAUGAUUUGCAGUACGGUUUUGAAUGUUUAUCACUUCCUUCGCAGGUUCUGUCGUCUCCAGAUAGAAGCUUUCUUUGAGUAUGUGCUCUUAAAAGUUUCAACAAUGGGAGCUCCGUUGGCACUCCAAGAAGUUGCAGUGGAAGGAAUUGUAAAUUUCUGUAGACAACCCAAAUUCAUAGUUGAAGUCUAUAUCAACUAUGAUUGUGAUCCUCUUUGCCACAAUGUGUUUGAGGAAAUUGGGAAGCUUCUUUGUAAGCAUUCAUUUCCAGUAAAUAGCCCUUUGAAUGCUUUAAGGAUCCAGGCCUUUGAAGGACUAAUGGUUUUGAUUCACAACAUCGCUGACAAUAUUGAUAGGGAAGAUGAUUCAACACCUCAUGGACCUUACCCAGUUGAAAUUUCUGGGUAUAGACCCUUUUGGGAAGACAAACCCAAAGAGGAUUUGGAGACCUGGGUUGAAUACGUUAGAGUAAGGAAGGCACAGAAAAGGAAAUUAUUGAUUGCUGGACACCAUUAUAAUCGAGAUGAAAAGAAAGGUUUAGACUACCUAAAACUUUCUCAUUUGGUCUCUGAUCCUCCAGAUCCUAAAGCUUACGCGUUCUUUUUCCGAUACACCAAUGGAUUAGACAAGAAUUCAAUAGGGGAUUAUCUUGGUGAUCCUGAUGAGUUUCACGUCAACGUUCUCAAAGAAUUCACGGAAACUUUUCAAUUUGCUGGCAUGAUUCUUGACACUGCUCUCCGAACAUAUCUUGAGACUUUCCGGUUGCCGGGAGAGUCCCAAAAGAUUCAGAGGAUCCUUGAGGCAUUUGCAGAUAGAUUUUAUGAUCAACAAACGGGUGAUAUUUUUGCAACAAAGGACGCAGUUUUCAUUCUUUGCUAUUCUGUCAUCAUGCUCAAUACCGAUCAGCACAAUCCGCAAGUGAAGAAGAAGAUGACAGAGGAGGAGUUCAUCAGGAACAAUAGAGCAAUCAAUGCAGGAAAAGAUCUUCCUAGAGAGUAUCUCUCUGAGCUUUUCCAAUCAAUUGCAAACAAUGCAAUCACCCUUUUUGGUCAAUCCGGUGGACCAAUGGAAAUGAACCCUAGUAGAUGGAUUGAGCUGAUAAACCGAUCGAAACUUGUUGAGCCUUUCACACUGUGUGAUUUUGAUCGACGUUUAGGGAGAGAUAUGUUUGCUUGUAUUGCUGGCCCAUCAGUUGCAGCUCUAUGUGCAUUCUUUGAACACUCGGACGAAGAGGACUUACUCCAUGAAUGCCUUGAAGGGCUUUUUUCUGUAGCUAGGAUAGCCCAGUAUGGACUAGAGGACACUCUUGAUGAGCUACUUGCCUCGUUUUGUAAAUUCACUACACUUUUGAAUCCUUAUGCCUCUGCAGAAGAAACUCUCUUUGCUUUUAGCAAUGAUUUGAAGCCAAAAAUGGCUACACUUGCUGUUUUUACCAUUGCAAAUAACUUUGGAAACUCAAUUAGAGGGGGUUGGAGGAACAUUGUGGAUUGCUUAUUGAAACUCAAAAGGCUUAAAUUACUUCCCCAAUCCGUAAUUGAAUUCGAUGCUGCUUCCACCUCAUCAUCUGACAAUCCAGCAACAUCUGAAUCAGGUGUGAUCUUCCCUCCUCAUGAUCCUGCAUUCGCAAACCGCCAUAAUUCUGGCAUGAUCAGCAGGUUCUCACACUUUCUAUCACUAGAGAGUACAGAAGACGCCGUAUCCCUUGGUGUAAGUGAAUUUGAACAGAAUCUUAAGGUUAUUAAACAAUGCAGGAUUGGGAACAUCUUUAGCAAUACUUCAAACUUGCCUGAUGAUGCUUUGCUCAAUCUUGGUCGUUCUUUGAUAUUUGCAGCUGCUGGAAAAGGCCAAAAAUUCAGCACGCCAGUCGAAGAAGAAGAAACUGUUGGGUUCUGUUGGGAUUUGAUAACUGCUGUCACUUUGGCCAACAUCCAGAGGUUCCAAACUUUUUGGGGUAAUUUCCAUGACUAUCUCCUUGCAGUUGCUCAGUUUCCUCUUUUCUCCCCUAUCCCAUUUGUAGAAAAGGCCAUUCUAGGCCUUUUCAAGGUCUGUCUCAAGCUCCUUGGAACAUACCAACCUGAAAAACUCCCAGAAGAGCUUAUCUUCAAGUCAAUAAACCUAAUGUGGAAGCUUGACAAAGAGAUUCUGGAUACCUGUUGUGAAUUCAUAACACAAUCAGCAAAUAGAAUUCUCAUUGAGUACCCUGCAAAUUUGCAAACACAACUCGGUUGGAAAUCAGCUCUCCACUUGUUAUCUGUCACAGGAAGACAUCCUGAAACCUAUGAAAUAGGAGUUGAAACUUUGAUAAUGUUGUUGUCUGAUGGGACACAUGUUUCGCGGUUAAACUAUGCCUAUUGCAUUGAUUGUGCCUUUGGUUUUGUUGCACUCAGAAACAGUCCACUAGAUAAGAACUUGAGGAUACUGGAGCUUCUAUCAGACACAGUAAAUAAAUUGGUCCAGUGGUAUAAAAAUCAAUGUGCAGAUUCUGGAAGCAAUUAUAGCAUUUCCAGCAAUACAAGUAGCUCUUCAUUAGAGGAAAAUUCCAAGAUCUUCGGAUCCGGUAACUUUGCCAUGAACUUGUUUGUCAAAUUAGGUGAAGCUCUUAGAAAAACCAGCUUAGCUAGACGAGAAGAGAUAAGAAACCAAGCGGUUUUGUCUCUGCAAAAGAGUUUCUUAUUGGCUGAAGAGUUGGAUUUCACACCGGCCAACUGUAUAAACUGUUUCAACCUUGUGAUAUUUGCAAUGGUGGAUGAUUUGCAUGAAAAAAUGUUGGAGUAUUCGAGGAGAGAUAAUGCUGAGAAAGAAAUGAGAAGCAUGGAAGGGACAUUAAAGCUUGCAAUGGAGCUUUUGACUGAUGUUUAUUUGAGGUACUUGAAGAAUUUAUCACAGAGUCCUGGUUUUAGGACAUUCUGGUUGGGAGUUUUGAGAAGAAUGGACACGUGCAUGAAAGCUGAUUUGGGUGAUUUUGGUGAAUCAAAAAUACUGCAAGAACUAAUCCCAGAGCUGUUGAGAAAGAUAAUUACAGAGAUGAAAGAAAAAAAGAUUUUAGUGAAGAAUGAGGGUGAUGAUCUUUGGGACAUAACUCACAUUCAGAUACAGUGGAUAGCCCCUAGUGUCAAAGAGGAGUUAUUUCCUGAAGAAACUUUAUAAUUUUCUUUUAUAAUAUAUACUGAAGAUUCAACUCAACUUCAUCAUCAUAAUUAUUUUGAUAUUUUCGUUUUCGGAUGUACAUUUAACUCUUUCACUUAAUAUUUGAGUUUUUUAAUUUUAU